CGCUUUGUUUCUUAGACUAUCUUCACAGUUCAUUUUGUAAUGACUUCGGAUUAUUUUCCUGACAUAAUGAUCUUAUCAACCUGUUAGUUAUCCAGUGUUUGUUGUUUUCUGUUACAUAUUGAUACCACUAUCUACCAUAUGUCAACCAUCUCUGCUGUAUGUAUUGACUUCACCUUAUUGUUUCGCUUACCCUUCCAUACUAGUAGUCGUAGUAUUUCUCCCAUAGUUUCUUGUCCGUCAAUUUCUUUUACUAUCUAUUGUCUCUUCUUGUGCUUCAAUAUUGCACUUUUUUGGUGUAGUUACUGUUCCUUUUUCAGAAUGCUUUGUCAUGAUCCAUUCACUUCAGUUAUUUUUUCUCGAUGCUUUUCCUUGAGCUGAAAGUCUCCCAAGGUAGGGGUAAGGUCUGCAUACGCUCUACCCUCCUCAAACCCCACUUGUGGGAUACACGGGAUGCAGCUAAACAGAUACGAAAACCAAAGCCUUGGAAGCAUUCAGAACCUAUUACGAGGGCUCAGCUUGUACAGAUGCGUGAUGAAUUCUGGGACACAGCACCACAUUAUGGGGGUCGAAAAGAGAUCUGGGAUGCACUCCGAGCUGCAGCAGAGUCGGAUAUAAGCCUUGCACAAGCAAUUGUGGACAGUGCCGGGAUAAUCGUGCAAUCCCCUGAUUUAACAAUAUGCUAUGACGAAAGAGGCGCCAAGUACGAGUUGCCCAAGUAUGUUCUAAGCGAGCCAACUAAUUUGAUUCGCGAUAACUGAAAACUGAAAAGACAAGUUAUUAAUGUACAAUGCUUCAUUGAGACGUACAUUGUUGUAAAUUUAUUGUCACAAGUUAUUUCUUUCUACAAUUGAUAUUGUUUUGUGCAUGAUGUUCCUAUCUCAAGAUAUCAAAAAAAGCUAUAUGCCCAUAAA
Molecule: messenger RNA, 911 nt
Organism: Solanum pennellii
Lineage: Eukaryota; Viridiplantae; Streptophyta; Magnoliopsida; Solanales; Solanaceae
Product: ubiquitin domain-containing protein 1-like
Exons: 4
Coding region: 360-758 (132 amino acids)
Source: RefSeq, a predicted model, not a curated record